Sarcophilus harrisii (Tasmanian devil) is the source of this 3402-nucleotide messenger RNA. RefSeq names its product zinc finger protein 260. Bases 811 to 2817 code for a protein of 668 amino acids. NCBI's taxonomy places the organism in Eukaryota, Metazoa, Chordata, Mammalia, Dasyuromorphia, Dasyuridae. Gene Ontology annotation, biological process: regulation of DNA-templated transcription. The transcript has 6 exons. The record is from RefSeq and is a predicted model, not a curated record.
UCCCCUAUUUCAUUAAAGAUCCAUUUUCCCAUUUAUUUGAUUAUAUUUGGGUUUUCUGGCAUUAUUGGUUAUAAACUCAUAUCUUUUGCCUUUUGUAAUAUUGAAUUCCAAGAUCUUAGCUUCUUCAUGGUGGUGGCUGUUGUCAGAAGUGAUUCUUAUUAUGAUUCCUUGUUUCUUUAAUACUUUCUUUCUGACUUCUGACCCUAUUUUUUCCUUUGACCUGGAAUCUUAGCUUUUGGCAGUAAUGCUUUUGGGAAUUUUCAUUUGUGGACUCUAUUUUCAUUUUAUUCUCUUGUUCUAUCUGGAUAGUUUUAUUUCAUGAUUUUUUGAUGCUUAGAUGCUUUGGGAGUCAUUGUGUUUAGCUGGUCUGUUGACUAUUUUUCAUAUCUCUAUCUUGAUGUUUUCUAGCUCAACUGAUUAGAGAUUCCUUACUUUUUCUUCUAUUUUUCAGCUUUUGACCUUUAAUAUUCCUUAUUUUAUAAAGUAAUUAACUUCUUUUUGGUUCAUCCAAAUUGUCAUGGAUUCAGUUGCUUGGGUGAGGUUUUGUAUUCUUGUGACAAACUAUUAAAUCUGUUUCUAAUUCUUGCCCACAUAUUUCUCAUUUCCUUUCCCUCCUGAUUGUGCUUCUGAUUUUAUGGAUUUUGAUGCUCUGUCUCAGCUGUAGUCACACCCUAAAAUUUCCCUCAGUUUCUGGGACUUCCUCAUCUUGGAACAUCCCCCUGCCAUUCUUGCCCACUUCUCCCACUGGUAAAUUCCUAAAUUACCUCACAGUGGCCAGAUGGAAAAAAGAGGUGACAGUGGCUAGCCCAGAUGAGAUGGCCUGGCAGCGAGAGAACUGAGAAGUGUUCUAAGUCAAUCAUGAUGCCAACAGCCAAUAGAGAGAACAGACUGAGACACUCAUCUGGAACCAGGGAAUCAUUGACAUUCAGGGAUGUGGCCGUGGACUUCGCUCCAGAGGAGUGGGGAUACCUGGACCCUUCUGACAAGGAGCUGUACAGGGAUGUGAUGCUGGAGAAUUAUGGGCACCUGGUCCAUCUGGGACUUGCUGCUUCCAAGCCAGAUGUGAUCUAUCAGUUGGAGAGAGGGGACCCUCCUUGGAAGCCAGUGAUUAAGGUCCCAAGUACCAGCUUACCAAAUGGUGAAACUGGUUUGGAAACCAUGGGAACAUCUAUAAAGGAGAGCAUUUCUCUGGAGACAUUUUCUCAGAAAAAUCUCAAAAGCUCUAGUAUGUUGACCUCCAGCUGGAAAGAAGCCUGGAAACAUGGUGUCAGUGUGGGCAAGCAUCAGAGCUCUAAGGAGGAACAUUCUUGGAUUGACAGAAGAGAGAACUCUUGUAAAUAUCUUAAAUAUGGUGAGGGCUUCAAAGGAAGCAAUGAAUUUACAAAGGACCCACAAAUUCAUACUGGGGAGAAAACUUCUGAGUGUCAUAUGGAUGGAAAGCAGUUUCCAUGGGCAGCUCUAUGUCAUUCAGGAGAGACAUCUCAUCAACAUCAUGAAAGUGGGAAGGCUCUCCACAACAAGGCAGAACUCACUGAAAAUCGGAGAAUCCGUGCCAGGAAGAAACAUUAUCAAUGUAAUGAAUGUGGGACGGCCUUCCCGAAGAAACAACUUCUUACUGAACAUCAGAGAACCCAUCACAGAGAGAAAUCAUAUAAAUGUCCUAAGUGUGGAAAGGUCUUCUUCCUGAAGACACGUUUUACUAAGCACAUGAGAGUUCAUACUGGAGAGAAGCCUUUUAUUUGUAAUGAAUGUGGGAAGGCAUUCAGCAGCAGAAAAGGUCUUACCCAGCAUAUGAAAAUUCAUGCUGCAGAUAAACCUUAUGAAUGUCCUGAAUGUGGGAAGUCCUUCUAUAAAAAGGCACAUUUCAACUCCCACGUGAGAAAACAUACUGGAGAGAGACCUUUUAAUUGUAAUGAAUGUGGGAAAACUUUCAUAUUUAAGUCAUCUCUAAUCCACCAUAUGAAGAUUCAUACUGGAGAUAAACCUUACGAAUGUCCUCUAUGUGGAAAGCCCUUCUACAAAAAAGCACAGAUUAACCCACAUAUGAGGAUUCAUACUGGGGAGAGACCUUAUAAUUGUAAAGAUUGCGGGAAAAACUUCAAGUUUAAGUCGUCUCUAACCCAGCAUGUGAGGAUUCAUACUGGAGAGAAGCCUUAUGAAUGUUCUGAAUGUGCCAUGACUUUCUACCGAAGGGCGUAUCUUACUCAUCAUAUGAGAGGCCAUACUGGAGAAAAACCUUUUAUUUGUAACGAAUGUGGGAAAACGUUCAUGUUGAAGUCAUCUCUGACAUUGCAUGUGAGGAUUCACAGCGGAGAGAAACCUUAUGAAUGUUCUCAAUGUGCAAAGGCUUUCUCCCGAAGGGCCCUUCUCACUCAACACAUAAAAAGCCAUUCAGGCGAGAAACCUUUUGAUUGUAACCAAUGUGGGAAAACCUUUAUGUUUAAGUCAUCUCUAACCCAGCAUGUCAAGAUUCACACCGGAGAAAAACCUUAUAAAUGUUCUGAUUGUACGAAGGCCUUCUACAGAAAGACACAUCUUACUCAACAUUUGAGGAUCCACAACGGAGAGGCACUUUUUAAUUGUAAUGAAUGUGGGAAUACCUUUAAGUGUAAAUCAAGUUUGACCCAGCACGUGAAAAUUCAUACUGGAGAGAAACUCUCUAAAUGUUCUGAAUGUGGGAAUGCCUUCCCCAAAAAAGCAUUUUACUCAACAAGUAAGAACUCAUUCUGGAGAGAGACUUGUAAUCAAUGUGAGCUCUUCAGGCAGAGGGAAAACUUGACUCAACAUCAGAGAAUUCAUACAAGAAAGCAAGCUUAGGAAGGACUUCUGCCUGAUGUGACCAACAAGAUCCCCACAUUUUCUCCUGUCAUCAUGAUUUUUCAAACCCUUGCAAGAGAGCAGUUAUGGGAAAGAAAACCCAAUUCUGUUGUCUCCAUUAUUUAGGACACCAAGAACCACUAAUAGGAUGAAACCUUAGAGAAUCAUGAAUUUAGUCCUUUAGAGUGAAGAACAUUUAUUCUAUUGACAAAUACACGCUGGAGAACAGCCUUAAGAAUAGAACAAUUGACAAUAGGCUGUCUGCCAGAGCACUGAAGACUAAUUCUGCAAGCAUUUAUUAAGUGUGCAGUGUUUGUAGUUACUGCACCUAGAUUUGACUAAUGCAUGUUAGAUAUCCUCAGGAGUCAGUUUAGUCAUUGAAUUGAUAGAGGUACACAUGAUAUUUAAUAGUGUUUUCUAUUUCAGUGCAGUGUGCAUAGUUUGCUCUUGUUUGCUUUUAUUUUUCUUUAUAACAAACAACUGAAGGAUUUUAUUGUUCCCUUUUUAGAUGAGAUGGACAAGCUAGCAUGUGACAGAAUGAGUCUAAAAAUUGUGUAGGUCCCUGGGGUAAAGGUAAGAUAACAC